AUUUGAAGUUUAAUUAAGAAUGGCUAGCAAUCCUUAUGUCAAAUCCGUGCUAUGGCUGGUUGGCUUCGGUGGCAUUGGCUAUGGUUUAAUGCUGCUGACAGAGCCCAGUGCAGAGAAGAUUGAACGCAUUAAAGCAUCCGGUUCGCCAGGUCAAUACAAUGCGGACGAUAAAAAGAAAGCUCUGUUCAUGCAAAAACUUCAGGAAGCGGCAACAACCAGUACUCCAAUUUACAGGCAAGCGGCGAAUACUGAUAAAAAAGAUAACUAGACUAGAUGUUUUGUAAAUAAUUUGUUAUAUGCAAUGUUAUAGAAACAUUCAUUUUGAAAUAAAAUAAGGAUAUGUGUGGAAGAACAUA
This is a messenger RNA of Drosophila novamexicana, 356 nucleotides long. RefSeq lists its product as uncharacterized. The coding region runs from base 20 to 268 and encodes 82 amino acids. The record is from RefSeq and is a predicted model, not a curated record. The transcript has a single exon. Gene Ontology annotation, biological process: mitochondrial respiratory chain complex III assembly. Lineage: Eukaryota; Metazoa; Arthropoda; Insecta; Diptera; Drosophilidae.